UAACACAUGAAACCUAACGUGUGUUUGUUGCUUCUAAAGUACAAAACGACUCGGGGUGACUUCCACCUAUGGAUCCACAAACAGAAAGAAUGUUAACCGGCCAAUAAUUGUAUAGCUUGACAUCAAACUAGCUGCCUAUAGGCACAAAACAGAAUAUAUAAAAAUGGAAUUUUUGGGAAGAGCAUGCAGGCAUUUUAAAUCAAAAGGAAGAAAUGGAAAAGAUACAAACGAAAUGAUUAUCGACGGGAAAAAAAUUUCAACUGUUUUGGAACUUCACAACUUGUUGUCAAGUUGUACCAAUCCAAAAAUGGUUAUACAAUUCACUAUGACAGGAGCACCCAUCAAGAGUGUUCCUCAGUGCAUAGGAUCAUUUGUCAACAUUUCUUACCUGAAUCUUUCUGGAAACAAUAUUGAGUUCCUACCGUGGUCAAUUGUAUUGCUUAAAAAGUUGGAACAUCUGGACCUAUCCAAUAACUGUGUUGCAGUCAUUAGUCCUAUACUCUGCUACUUUCCUUUGCUGAAGACACUCGAUGUGAGUGAAAAUGUUUUGGAGAGCCUUCCAACGGACUUGCUUAAUCUUGUUGCUCUCAAGACAUUAAAUGUGAUUGGAAACAAAACUAUCAAAUCACCACCACUUUCUGUCUGUCAGGACGGAAAGGAAGCCAUUUUUGAAGCUCUCAGAAUUCGAAAAAGUCGUGUAGAUGCAUUUUCCAACUGGAAACCUUACUAUCAAGGAAACAAAACUCAAUCAAUGAAAUUGAAUUCAUUAGUGCAAAUUUGUAUAGACUGCAUCAUUGAAAGUGAUGUUGAUUUUUUGUCAGCUGAAAUUCCACCUGUUAUGAAAACAUACUUGAAUGAAACGAAAAAACAGGAAUCAUCCUUGCUACCAAAUCUUUUCAAAUGUAGCAAAUGUCGAAGAUAUUUUACAAAGAGUUUCACAUUUGAAAACCAUGACUGCAAAGUAGUCAAUAAAAUGGGCACCUUGAAAUGAAGACCAAAUUACCUGUGAUAACAAUUAAUUGCCAAACUUCAUGACUUAAAAUGACAGAUGUGACUGUAAUGUACACUGCACUGAGGUUUGUCUCGGAAUCAUCACAUUAUUAAUGCCUUCAUUAAAACAAAACAGAAACUGCAAUGUAUGGAAUCAAAUAACACAUAACAAGGACAUUAUAUUACUUCAGAUGAUAAUUUGACUUCCAUUAUGUUUCACCAACUUAAAUACAUAUACUCAAUACAUUGAUAUAUUAAAGCUAUUUAUCAUAAACAGUCAUGGGGUAUGGAAGCUAUGUAUAUACUCAGGUAAACAUGUAAGUUUGACAUUUAUAUUAUCAUCGCUAUU
Molecule: messenger RNA, 1339 nt
Organism: Ylistrum balloti
Lineage: Eukaryota; Metazoa; Mollusca; Bivalvia; Pectinida; Pectinidae
Product: leucine-rich repeat protein soc-2-like
Exons: 2
Coding region: 164-991 (275 amino acids)
Molecular function (GO): protein binding
Source: RefSeq, a predicted model, not a curated record